Ostreococcus tauri is the source of this 1473-nucleotide messenger RNA. Its product is annotated as GTP cyclohydrolase I, conserved site. Gene Ontology annotation, biological process: tetrahydrobiopterin biosynthetic process; tetrahydrofolate biosynthetic process. Gene Ontology annotation, cellular component: cytoplasm. The record is from RefSeq and is a predicted model, not a curated record. The coding region runs from base 1 to 1473 and encodes 490 amino acids. Gene Ontology annotation, molecular function: zinc ion binding; GTP binding; GTP cyclohydrolase I activity. The transcript has a single exon. NCBI's taxonomy places the organism in Eukaryota, Viridiplantae, Chlorophyta, Mamiellophyceae, Mamiellales, Bathycoccaceae.
AUGGCGAAGCCGCGCGCGCGCGACGGCGUCGAAACCGCGCCGCCGUCGCCGACGACGCCGCACGACGCAUCGUUCCCAGGCGCCGCCUCGAGCUCGGACAGCGACGCGAGCGAUGGCGCGGCCGACGUCUCGCGAUGCGUGCGAGAGAUGUUGCGAGCGAUGGGAGAGGACGUGGAGAGAGAGGGUUUAAUGGACACGCCCGCGCGCGUGGCGAAGGCGCUGGCGUUCGCGAUGCGAGGAUACGACGCGUGCCCGACGGCGGCGUUAGGGACGGCGCUCUUCAACGAGGACGGCUUAGCGCGCGCCUCGAGCGCGAGCACGAAGGAAGACGUCGAACUGGGAACGAACGACGUGGUGUUGGUGAGAGAUAUUCCCGUUUUCAGCACGUGCGCGAGGACGUUCAUGCCGUUUUACGGAGUAAUUCACGUCGGGUACGCCCCUCGCGCGGGCGUCAUCGUCGGCUUGAGCAAGCUCGCGCGCGUCGCGGAGGUGUACUCGAGGCGAUUGCAGACCCCCGACGGGUUAGCGCGCGCGGUGGCGCAGGCGUUAGAUGACGUCGCGUCUCCGCUGGGGGUUGGCGUGAUGUUCACGGGCAUGCAGUUGGGACCGUUUGAACCGCGAAAAAUGGAGGGAUGGGCGUCGACGGGGUGCUUCGCCGCGACAAACUCCGUGUGGUGGGACGAGUUUUCGGCGCUCGUAGAGCUCGGCGGUGGACCGUCCGAACUUUCGCGUGGGAUCUGGGGCGAUGAAUCUCGCUGCGGCUCGUGCGAUAACGUGCAAGGUGGAAAGGUAGCGACGACGAGGGGCGAGACGGAGACGAUGAUGGACGCCGCGGCUUCGCGAGCCGCGUCGGAGGUUGACGAGUCCGUUUUCUCGAGCGUUUCCAAGCUCCUUCGGGCGUUGAAUUUAGAGAAACGAGUUUCAGAGGCGACCGACGGAGAGGUGACGCUGGAAGACACCGCGAAGAGGUACUCGCAGUUGCUCGCGGCUAUGCGAUCCGGAGCCGACGUGCCCUUCAACCUGAUCGCGGAAUCAGCGACGCGAGAUGGCGAGUCGAACGACGGCGUGGACGAAAUCGAGGAUGGCGUGUGCGUCACACGCGAUCUUCACAUGUCCACGGUGUGCGAACAUCAUCUCUUGCCGUUCCAUGGCACGGUGAGUGCGGCGUAUAUGACGGGUCCGGGCGCGCAACCGCUCAGCCGCGACACCCUCCAGGCCAUCGUCAGUCGCCAUUCUAGACGGUUGCAGGUGCAAGAACGACUCACGCGAGACAUCGCAGAAGAGAUAAGCACCCUCACGGGGGGCGUUGGAGUGAUUGUAGCCGCGCGCGCCUCACACUUGUGCAUGGUGAGCCGAGGAGUCGAGAAACCCGGUAGCUCAACGUGCACGGCUGUGAAACUCGGGCAGUUCGCCCGUGAGCCCGCGUUGCGCGCGCGCGUUUGGAAGCGCUUAUGCGCUACAGGGAAUUUAUAA